Molecule: messenger RNA, 1497 nt
Organism: Blumeria graminis f. sp. triticale
Lineage: Eukaryota; Fungi; Ascomycota; Leotiomycetes; Helotiales; Erysiphaceae
Source: the annotation of a GenBank genome assembly
AUGGAUCUGUCAAGUUUGAAAGAAGCUGCUUCCAACCUAACAUUAUAUGACCUGAAGGCUGGAAUGCGAAAAGUUCAAAAUGCCGUAAUGAAUUAUACGGAGAUGGAAGCUAAAGUUAGGGAGGCAACUAAUAAUGAGCCAUGGGGUGCCAGCUCAAGCAUGAUGCAAGAAAUCGCCAACGGCACAUAUAACUAUCAGCUCCUUAACGAAAUAAUGCCGAUGAUAUAUAAGCGUUUUACUGAGAAAGCAGCUGACGAAUGGCGUCAAAUAUACAAAGCACUUCAACUGCUAGAGUUUUUAAUAAAGAAUGGUUCCGAAAGGGUUAUCGACGAUGCAAGAUCCCAUCUAACGCUGCUGAGAAUGCUGCGACAAUUUCACUACAUUGAUCAAAAUGGUAAAGAUCAGGGGCUUAAUGUCCGAAAUCGAGCCAAAGAAUUAGCAGAUUUACUGAGUGACGUUGAGCGAAUUCGUGCUGAACGAAAGAAAGCUAGAGCCACUAAGAGUAAGUAUACAGGUGUUGAGGGUGGAGCAGGUAUUUCAAACGGCAGUCGUUUUUCGGGGUUCGGUGAUGAGUCAAGUUCAGGCUAUGGUGGAUAUAGUGGAGGUGUAUAUGGUGAUGGUGGUGGAUUUGGCGGCCAACAAAGUGACUUCCAAGACGCAAUCGCCCAAAAAACAUCAAUAUCCGGAGGUCAGAGCAGGUUUGAAGAAUACGACGAGUUUACUGAAGGUACUGCACCCGCUGGUAGGAAGCAGAGAGGUACAUCGAUGUCAUCCACAAGACGAAAAACGACAGAAAGAACUUCAAAAAAGCCCGAGGUAACUCUAAAAAAGGAACCUGAAAUAGAUCUAUUUUCUUUUGAUGACAAUGAAUCAAACACUUCCCCAUCUAAAACGACACUUAUUUCCAACACGGUUGAUGAGGAGGAUGAUUUUGACGAUUUUCAAUCGGCCACACCUUCGGUAAAAACGAUAGCUCCAACCAUAAGCCAUGCAAAUUCCUCAAACUUACAACAAGGUUUCUUUCAAUCUACUUUUGUCGCUAAUUCAGGCGGUCUCCAUGGUAUGAUGAACUUUCCCCCUGAUCCAAAGGCCCAGGCUGGAAGGACUGCGUUAGACAGCGAGACACCGAACUCAAUAAAUAUCAUGGCGCAACCAUCAAAUCCCACGACAUUUCAGGGCUCACAGCCAAAUUACUUCACGUCUGUAAAAUUACCUUCAAAACCCACGCCGAAUAACCCCUCCUCAACAGUCUCAACAGUAAACAACUCUUCUUGUACAAGAUCCGACGCAUUUGGCUCACUGUGGUCGGAUGCAAGCGCAGGAAUUAGGAAGACAAGCAUGCCUACAUCCGAGCCUGCUUUACAUCAGCUGGCUAAAGAGAAAGCUAGUGCAGGAAUAUGGGGCCAGACGCUACCUCCUAGUUCGGUAAUGCCCACAUCGCAAAAAGAAAAGGGCUACCAAGGGAGAGAUAAUAGCAUAGGAGAUUUACUGGGAUAA